This is a messenger RNA of Limulus polyphemus (Atlantic horseshoe crab), 3644 nucleotides long. Its product is annotated as potassium voltage-gated channel subfamily H member 8-like. Gene Ontology annotation, cellular component: membrane. Gene Ontology annotation, molecular function: voltage-gated potassium channel activity. The coding region runs from base 160 to 3207 and encodes 1015 amino acids. The transcript has 15 exons. NCBI's taxonomy places the organism in Eukaryota, Metazoa, Arthropoda, Merostomata, Xiphosura, Limulidae. The record is from RefSeq and is a predicted model, not a curated record. Gene Ontology annotation, biological process: potassium ion transmembrane transport; regulation of membrane potential.
UAGUAGUACUAAAGAAACACAGCUACAGCAUUUGUUAUCAUCCCCAACGAUUCCAGCGUCGAGGGAAGUGUCCGACUGAUCCUCUUGGCACAAGAAGUAAACAAAACAUAAACGAAUCUAGCAAGUUUCAUGUAAUUUGAACUUCAACAAUUUGACCAGAUGCCGCCCAGAAAAGGACUCCUUGCUCCGCAAAAUACUUUCCUGGACACCAUCGCUACUCGGUUUGAUGGCACCCAUAGCAAUUUUGUGUUGGGAAAUGCACAAGUUCCUUCAGCUUAUCCGAUUGUGUACUGCUCUGAUGGAUUCUGUGAACUGACUGGUUUCUCUAGGGCCCAGAUCAUGCAGAAAAGCUGUGCUUGCAUUUUCUUGUUCGGUCCUGAGACAACUAAUGAAGACAAAGAACAAAUUGAAUGGGCGCUGAGUAACAAAACGGAGCUGAAACUGGAAGUGGUGUUCUAUAAGAGAAAUGGCAGUCCUUUCUGGUGUCUUUUGGACAUUGUUCCCAUUAAAAACGAGAAGCACGAAGUGGUUUUAUUUCUUGCUUCUCAUAAGGAUAUUACGAAGACCAAGAUAGCUGAAAUGGAAAUGAAGGACACGUACGACAGUGAAGAUGCCAACGGUAACCUCGACCCUGAGGGAUGCUUACCCACUAACAACUACCAACGUCGUAGAAGUCGUGCUGUGCUUUACCAAUUAUCUGGCCAUUACCGUCAAGACAAGAUGAAAUCCAAGCUCAAGUUGAACAAUAACCUCCUUCAUUCAACUUCCCUUCCAGAAUACAAAACUGCAGCCGUAAAAAAUUCCAAAUUCAUUGUUUCCCAUUAUGGUGCUUUUAAGACAUGCUGGGAUUGGCUAGUCCUUGUUGCCACUUUUUAUGUUGCCAUCGUUGUGCCCUACAGUGCUGCGUUUCGGGACAACAAUGAAAGUCCAUCUAGGAACAAGACAAUCAUAUGCGACGUGAUUGUUGAGGCUUUUUUCAUUAUAGAUAUCGCUAUCAACUUUCGUACAACAUUUGUCAGCAGGAAAGGAGAAGUGGUAGCAAAGCCGAAAUCUAUUGCUGUACAUUACGCCCGAAGCUGGUUCAUUGUUGACCUCUUGGCUGCUUUACCGUUUGACCUGUUGUAUGCUGCAAAUCUGUACAGUAGGAACACUUUGAUGCACUUACUCAAGCUAACCCGCCUGCUUCGCCUGGCUCGACUGCUUCAGAAAAUGGACAGAUAUUCUCAAUAUAGUGCCAUCAUUCUUACUUUGUUGAUGCUAAUGUUCUCCCUAGUCGCUCAUUGGAUGGCCUGCGUCUGGUACGUCAUUGCACUGGAAGAGAUAGAUGCUAAUCCAAUCCAAUGGGAUGUAGGAUGGCUACAUCAGUUAUCGAAUAAAUUAGGCAACGACUUUGUGAAUUAUACAGAUACAGCUACUGCCUACAUUACAGCUCUGUAUUUCACCACGAGUAGUCUUACCAGUGUAGGAUUUGGUAACGUGUCUGCCAACACAAACACAGAAAAAGUGUUUUCCAUACUCACUAUGCUUAUAGGUGCUUUAAUGCAUGCUGUGGUUUUUGGGAAUGUGACAGCUAUUAUUCAACGUAUGUACUCCCGGCGAUCUCAGUAUCAAACAAAGCUUAGAGAUUUGAAGGACUUUUUCAGAUUACACCAAAUAUCAAAGCAGCUGCGACAGAGGAUGUUAGACUACUUCCAAACCACGUGGUCACUAAACCAUGGAAUUGAUCCAAAUGAAGUUUUACGGGAGUUUCCUGAUGAGCUUCGAGGUGAUGUUUCCAUGCACCUGAAUAAAGAAAUACUUACUUUACCCUUAUUUGAGACAGCCCCUCAGGGUUGUCUGAAACAAUUGUGUCGACACAUUAAGAGUAAUUUCUGUGCACCAGGCGAGUAUUUAGUGCACAAAGAAGAUGCACUGGUAUACAUUUAUUUUGUGUGCAACGGUUCAAUGGAGGUGUUACAGAACGGCAUGGUUGUCGCCAUUUUGGGAAAAGGAGACGUAGUAGGAUGUGAUAUUUCUCCCAAUCUAAAUGAAACUUUUAUCAAAUCCAGUAGUGACGUCAAAGCCCUGACCUACUGCGAUUUAAAAUGUAUUUAUAUCCCUGGUCUGGCGGAGGUUCUCAAAUUAUAUCCUGAAUUUGCUGAAAGUUUCUGUCAUGAAAUUUUACACGACCUGACUUUCAACCUUCGGGAAGGCUAUGAAAACGAGCAAGAAGAUAACAACGGGAUUCACUCUCUUACACUUCCGUCGAUUUCCGAGGACGACGAAGACGAUGAUAGUGACGGCACGACGCAGGCUUCACCAUUGAUGUCGCCAGUUGCAUCUUCAACUAAAGGGGCUUGUCGCUUUGUAGUAAUAGGAGAUGAAAAUUCUGAUAAAAAACUGAAGAUUAAUGAGUCUUCAACUCCUCACGUUCGUCGACCAAUCUUCACGCGCCCAGCUUGUAGGAAUGAAAAGCUUGGAGCUGCAGCCACUCAUCCAAACCUCGGACGGUCUUUGGAAUUGUUCGAGCUACGAGAUGAAGUAGAAACAACCAGAAGCAGUGUUGAGAGGUUAGACAACCAGGUAUCUGUACUGACACGCGACGUAACAACUUUGAGUCAAGAAGUAAGGACUACUAUCUCUUUGUUACAACAACUGUGCUCUUUUGGCGGACUAAGGCCCCUAUCAUCUCAAUCUUGUGAUAUACCUAUAAAUAUGAACACCAGUGCCGCACCAGUUCGAAGUUUGAGUCAACCAAUAGGAUUAACAUCAGUAGAUGCUCAACAAACAUCCAAAAGUUUGAGUAACAAGAAAACGUGUGGGACACAAACUGACCGGUACCUUCUUCACUGUUUCUUGGGAAAAAUUGGUGAUUAUAGUUCACCGCCACCCAAUUCCGGUUAUUCAUCUUGUUCUUCGAAUGAUGAACGAGUCCGUUUUAUCGUUGGAAACGUGGCUACAAGAGGGAAGGAUGACUGUGAAAGUGUAUCAGAUGAUAGCGUUUUGAGAAACUCGUUCCUGCUAAGUAGCACCAAUUCUCCACGAGAGCUUAACUCCUCUUAUCGGUUGAACGUAUCAUGGAAUACACCAGAGAGCGAGACACCCGAUUCUUUGGCGUCUCCAAAAUCGCCAGAACGUUCAACCACAAAAGAAGCCCAAAGUCUAACGAACGAAGAGGCAAAUGAGGAGACAGUCUCGAUAAGAAGACAGCUUUCCACCGAAUGUUAGUAGUAGAACCAGAGACAGAGAGAGAAAAGUCCCUUGUUUAUAAACACAAUCUCAUCAGAAAAAAAAUGAAAGUGUGAUUGUAUAAGGUCUCUAAAACUCAUAUAAAGGUGACCAAACUUAACAUGCUUCUUAAAAUAAAGUUUAACGUUUUAAAUCAUUUCAACUUAAAUGAGUAGGCAGAAGACAGUGGAACUGAAAGUUAUCAUUUAUUCCUUGCAACACAUGAAUUGAUUAGCUAUAGAUAUCAUAAAAAAUCAGCACUGAUAGAGGUUGUUAGCGCUUCCAGCCAACUUCAACUAGGGAAUUUAAUAAAGUAAAAUAAUUACACGUUACACCUUUUCUGAUAAAUCUAAAUAAAUAUUUGUAUGUACAAUCAUGACGCAUGUUUAAGAUAUCCAGCUGGGACAUGAAAUGUCAGCUCUGUAGCUGGAUAUCAU